Molecule: messenger RNA, 874 nt
Organism: Caenorhabditis angaria
Lineage: Eukaryota; Metazoa; Nematoda; Chromadorea; Rhabditida; Rhabditidae
Source: the annotation of a GenBank genome assembly
AUGAGACCACAAAAAAUUCCAAUGUACGAUGAAAUGGAAUUGGUUCCAAUUCAAUGUGAAUCCACAGGAGAAAAAAGGUGAGUUUUAACAUUUUGUUAUUUUUUGAACUUAUCGAAUUAUUUUUUUUUUUCAGUUUUCAUCCUUGCGACAGUCUCACAUUCACAUCACGAGACAAUAUCAAUGGGCGAAGAAUGGAAAUUCGAUUUGAUGAGACUAGUUUUGGCUCGUUAGAAGAAAGCUAUGGAAAACGAGUGGUUGAUCAAUUCGAUCCAAAAGUUCUCAUUUUUGACGACAAAUUGGAUUUGUGUGAUCUUGAUCGAAAAUGGCUGGCAAAUCGAAAAUCAAUGGUUAUCUGGUUUAGAACAAAUACAAGAAUAAUCGAUCAGUAUUUGCAAAAUUUGAAAUAUGUCACAAAAUUGGAAAUUGAGACAAAACAACGAAUUGAUCUGUUGAAAGUUGUAAAAGCAAUGAAGAAAAUCACAGUUUUGAAGUAAGUUAAUUUUUUAUUUAUGUUGGAAUAGCUUUUCAUAAUUGAUUUUUCUUUAGAAUCACUGGUAACAAAAAUACAUAUUGCACCAAUGAAGCAUUGUUUGAAAUUGUAAGAAGAUCUGAAAACUUGGAAUGUAUUCAUUUGGAAUUAUCAAAAGAUUCAACAAUGGAUAUCAGUUUGUUCAGAAAUCUAGCCAAGCUUAAAACAAAUCGCGGAUUGAAAUGUUUGAAAAGUUAUGGAGGAUAUCAUGCUAUUAUUGUUUUUGAUCGUCCAGGAAGCGAUAUUUUUGAAGAAUAUGAUUCUGAAAAUAUGCACGGAUCUGAUUCAAGCUCGAAUCCUGAUGUAAUCAGAUGUGAAUUUGAGGAUUGGAUGCAGUUUUAUUGA